This is a messenger RNA of Mucor velutinosus, 429 nucleotides long. RefSeq lists its product as uncharacterized. The record is from RefSeq and is a predicted model, not a curated record. Lineage: Eukaryota; Fungi; Mucoromycota; Mucoromycetes; Mucorales; Mucoraceae. The transcript has 2 exons. Bases 1 to 429 code for a protein of 142 amino acids.
AUGGCUAUUACAGAUCCAAAGGGAUUGCCCAAGAUGGAGUAUGUUCGCUUUGGCAACACGGGGUUACGUGAUGAAGAAGAAUCUCUCGAGGUCAUCGGCAAAGAAGCCUAUGCUGGCAUCAACUUUUUUGAUACAGCUGAUGCCUAUUCAAAUGGAGAAAGUGAACGUGUCCUUGGGAAAGCUAUCCAAAUGUUCAAUAUGCCUCGCUCUCGUAUUGUUGUUGCGACAAAGGUCUUUUAUACAAUAGCUGGUGUUGUGGAAAUUGAUGUACUAGGCAGACAGCUAGAUGGCGAGUCAGAGUACGUCAAUUCAUUUGGGUUUUCUCGCAAACAUAUCUUCGAUGCAUGCAGCGCUUCUCUUGAACGUUCUGGAUUGGAUUACAUUGACCUGUAUCAAAUUCACCGCUUUGACCAUGUCAGUAUAUCAUAA